This is a messenger RNA of Aspergillus versicolor CBS 583.65, 1055 nucleotides long. RefSeq lists its product as uncharacterized. The transcript has a single exon. Lineage: Eukaryota; Fungi; Ascomycota; Eurotiomycetes; Eurotiales; Aspergillaceae. Bases 154 to 756 code for a protein of 200 amino acids. The record is from RefSeq and is a predicted model, not a curated record.
UGGGGGGCUUGGGUCGAGAGGCGUGAGUCGUCGUGGCUGCCUGUAGGUCGCUGGAACGAGAAGGGGUCAGCAACCAGCCGAAAGUCAAUUAGGACAAGGCAGACGAAAUAAUUGGUCACCUUUCGGGGAUGAACGUGAAGCUGUCGAGUAAGCAUGGAUAGGACGGCGGCGAGGCAAAGGGGGAACAAGGGACGAGGGGAGAGGGGGAGAACAGCACGGAAACUGGGAAGAGGGGGCCGGGCCAAGGUGAGCGGUUCAGGGUCAUUUCCAGGCACGGCGGGAAUAAUGACCUCAGCGUCUUCAGCCCCUCGGCCGUCCGAAAACAAAGCUUCACUUUCCAUCAACACAUUUGCCCUCUAUCUCUGCUGGACUUUCCAUCAGAGCCUCGACCGUCCCAGAACCGCGAACACUCCACGAUGCAGCUGUCAAUCCCCCAGGUCUUCUCCAGAUUUCCAGUCUCCUCCCCCCCUCCCCCGCGCUGUCUGGCCGAUCCGAUGGUCCACAGUGGGUGUGAAGCACUGGCAGGGAAAGCACACACCAUCAGACGAGGUGGAUUCGCGCCAUCCAACGAUGUGCCUCAGGCUUAGGACCCAGCGGCACUGCCUACUGCAAUCGUUCAAUGUCGCCCAUGCAGGCUCCACUUUCAAUCCGACCCGAGGAUCAAAACAAGUCGCAUUCAACACAUUCCUCGCAUUUUUAGCUCAAUGCGUGGCCCGUUUCAGAAGGAUUGGCGAGAGUCUGGAGGCGACUGAAUAGCGAGUCUGGCGAGUAGAUGGCCCGGGUGGAUGAUAUAAAGGCCGCAGCAACGUCCGCAGAUUCAGCUAGCAUGACUAUCUUCCGCGUUCUUCUCUUGCCCUUCAGAUUAUAUCCCUCGCUAUCUCAGAGCCCUCCGUGACAUAAACCGUGCCUUCAACAUGAUUUCGAAGAUAGAUCCCGCUGUUGAGUCCAACUCUAACGUCCCUGUGGCCCAGUACCUUCCUCAGAUCUAUAAGGAGUCUCUUGAUGAGAAGGUCAUCAUCGUUGUUGGUAGGUAGCUGAAGUUUCCAUAUCUACAC